Anopheles nili is the source of this 1534-nucleotide messenger RNA. RefSeq names its product multiple inositol polyphosphate phosphatase 1 (gene Mipp1). The record is from RefSeq and is a predicted model, not a curated record. The transcript is spliced from 5 exons. Lineage: Eukaryota; Metazoa; Arthropoda; Insecta; Diptera; Culicidae. Gene Ontology annotation, molecular function: acid phosphatase activity; inositol phosphate phosphatase activity.
AUGGUACCACGAGUGAUACACGUGAUUUUGUUUCUCCAUUGUUUGUUUAAAUUUGCCAUUGCACAACGCAGUUCUUGCUGUGAAUCCUAUUGUUACAAUGAUGAUCCCGAGCGGAAGCAGGUGAAACAUUUCGCUACAAAAACGUUGUAUGAAAUCACACGUGCACCGGAUACCGACCGUCAACACAUCGUGCCAAACUGUUUGCCGGUGAAAUUUUGGCUACUGAGUCGUCAUGGAACGAGGCUUCCAGGCAAGAGCGAUAUCAUAGAGAUGCCAAAGCAGUUGAAAUUGCUGCAAGAUGCAAUCAUGGAAAAUUAUUUCACACGCCGCACCCCUCCUGAUAAUGGAGCCAUGUGCGAUGAAGAUUUGGAAAUGCUGAAGAACUGGCGUUGGGAUCCGAACGUAACCGAGCAGUACGAGUCUACUCUGACCGUGCAGGGCUGGGAGGACCUCAAGUAUCUUGGGCAACGUGUUAAGGAAAAAUACUGGCAGGUGUUCGGUAGCGGCUAUCAACCGAACAAAUUCAUGUUCCGUCAUACGGCGACCCAACGUACCGAAGCAAGUUUUAAGGCUUUUGUUGAGGGACUUUUUGGCAACGAAGAAUCUAAGCGAGUCAAGCCUUCUCCCGCAACGGAUCCAGAUUUGCUGCUAAAACCGUACGAAUACUGUUCGGAUUACGACAUGAACAAGAACCGCAACAAACGCGACGAAAACUCAGAGGUGAACAAGUUUUUACGCUCUGCUUUGUACACUGGUACGGUUUGGGAUGUUUCGCAGCGUCUCGGGUUCCGGCAUAAUUUGAGUGUGGAACAGAUGGAAGCAAUGUGGGACGUUUGCCGGUACGAGCAGGCAUGACAAACGUCUAGACCGAGCCCGUUUUGUGCCGCAUUCACCGAAGAUCAGGUUCGAGUGCUGGAGUACAAGGAAGAUCUUACAUAUUACUAUCGAAACAGCUACGGUUACGCCAACAGUCCGGAGCUUGCGUGUCACGCCGUCGCUGAUAUGCUGCGCCACCUUUCGUCUCGUGAUGAUCCUACGGUGGUGGCGUAUUUUACGCAUGAUUCCGAAAUCCAACUCUUUUUGAGGGCACUUGGCGCAAAACGAGACUCAAUGCCGUUGCGGGCGGAUAAUUUCCCUUUUAUGCGCAACCGUCAAUAUACGUCGAGUGAUAUUCCAUUUGCUGCAAAUGUAGCUGCGGUGAAGUAUCAGUGCACCGAACCACGUGAACCGGAGAAGGUGAUAUUUUUCCUCAACGAAAAACCGCUCAUGUUCGAUUGGUGCAGCGUAGGACUGUGCAACUGGUCGGAUGUUAAGCGACAGUACCAAAGAUUCGCCGAGGGCAACUGCGACCAAUCGUACUGCCAUGGAAACGGUGCUGGGGUGGCAUUUGAUCAUCCGCUGGCCAUGCUGGUUCUCAGUAUUAUUUUGCUUCUAGCUUGGGCGCAGCGGCCAUUAUUUUUUUAGCUCUUUUAUAACAGCAUGGAGAUUUUUAGCCUCCUUCGUCUUCUAUGUAAGAUUUUUACCAAAUGUGUCA